Messenger RNA from Magallana angulata, 1799 nucleotides. RefSeq names its product piggyBac transposable element-derived protein 4-like. The record is from RefSeq and is a predicted model, not a curated record. The coding region runs from base 610 to 1773 and encodes 387 amino acids. NCBI's taxonomy places the organism in Eukaryota, Metazoa, Mollusca, Bivalvia, Ostreida, Ostreidae. The transcript is spliced from 5 exons.
AUUGACACUUCUCCUCAGGAAAUCAAGGCGUAUUUUGGCCUGCACAUCCUUAUGGGCACCAACCAGCUUCCAAGUGUAGAUAUGUACUGGUCACAAAAUAAGUUCUUAGGUACAGUAUAAAUCAUUAGAACUAAUGUAGCAAAAUUCAUGAUGAAUUCGAGUAGGCUAAUUACUAGUGUCAGUAAACACGCAUGCAUAGUAUGCAUAUGUUCUAAACUGCAGAGUAGCAGGUGCGUGUUGAACAAAUUACUUCUCAUGUGAUUUUUUUUUGUAACACAAUAACACAAGAUGCUAUUAUAAGAAAAGAAUAUGGAUUUUAUCAAUAUUAACAGUAUGAAUACAUGUUUUGGUGUUAUAAUUAAUUUUAUUAGGCCUAUUUAUAUUAUGUAAGAAACACCCUCCUCCAAAUAAAAAGAAAAACCAGCUACAUGUAGGUUAUAUCUAAAAUGUAUCAACUAAGUCGGUUAUUCUAAUUGAAUCAUUUUAUUUUCUAUGCUAUUCAUUAUUGCAUGGUUAUAGUUAUUAUAAUACUCUUUUGUUUGAGAUCAUUUAUUAUGAUCUAAAUCUGUAUAUAUCUAUGUUAUAGGAAACCAAGGAUUCAAAGACACUAUGAGUAGGAGCCGUUUCCGGAGAUUGACAGAGUAUCUACACUUGAAUGACAAUACAACUCAAGGCCCUGUGGGAUCUCCUGAGUAUGACUGGCUUCACAAGAUACGCCCAUUGAUAGAGAUGACUCGGAGAAAUUUCCAGAGGUAUAUGAUGCCUGGACAGUGUCAGAGCAUAGAUGAGGGGAUGAUACGCUACAAAGGUCAUUACUUCGCAAAGCAGUAUACACCAUGCAAACCUAUCAAAAGAGGGAUGAAGGUCUGGAUGAGGUGUGAACCAAACGGAUAUACCAACGAUUAUAAAAUCUAUUUGGGCAAGCAUGAUGAGAUGCAAGGACAGUCUCUUGGAGAACGGGUGGUUAAACAUUUAUCCAAACCACUUAAAUGGAAAGGUCACCACCUUUUCUUUGACAGGUACUUUACAUCAAUCCCAUUGCUUCAAAAUCUUGAAGUUAAUGGUAUUUAUGCUUGUGGUACCAUCAAUACCAAUCGCAAAGGAUUCCCUCAUGAGCUGAAGAACCCAACUUUUAGUGGUCGUGGUGAUACCGAGCAACUGCAACAUGACAAUUUGGUUGCAACAGCAUGGAAAGAUGCCAAAUCAGUUCAUAUUGUUUCAACCACAUCAGAUCCACUUGGAGAUGGUCCAACACAUCGUCGAGUACCUGGGGGUGAGGUCAUAUUAAUACAGCGGCCACCAGCUGUUGCUGCCUACCAGGAGAACUACUAUGGUGUUGAUCGUGCCAUGCAGUAUCGCUCCAAGUGUCCCAUUGGUCGACAGUCAAGAAAGUACUGGAAAUACUUUAUGAAUUUCAUCCUGGAAGUGGCCCUGGUCAAUACAUUUCUCCUUUGGAAGAUGACCCCUGGUGUGGUGAAACCAAGGAAACAUUAUUCGUUAGGUGAUCUUCAUGUUGAUGUUGCCAUGAGUCUUAUUGAAGAUUUUUCUAACAGGAAGCAGCCUAGGCAUUUAGGAAAACAUCUGAUCACAGCAGCAGGUUUGAGUGAGCAUCACAGCAUGAAGUUAGAACGACCUCGUGGACGGUGUAAAUGGUGUGCAAAAGAGGGCAAGAGGAAGGAUGUUGUUUAUGGAUGUGACAAGUGUAUGAUACAUCUUUGUCAGGGUGCUUGUUUCCAAGCAUAUCAUGUGCAAAAUCAGCUUCCAGUUUUGUAAUGAAUGCAUAUGAUGAUCAAAGUUUG